GCACGAGCAGUCGCUGCGCGCCGUGCUGCCCAGCGUGCAGCUGGCGGUGGGCGACGUGGAGCGCCGCUUCGGCUGGCGCGUGCUGCUGCGCUCCAACGACUCGCGCUGCUCCAGCACCAACGGCCCGCUCUCCGCCUUCGAGUUCUACACCAAGAAGCAAGCAGAUGCGUUCCUGGGGCCGGUGUGCGACUACGUGAUCGCGCCGGUGGCGCGGUACGCCGGCGCCUGGGGCAUCCCGGUGCUGACGACUGGGGCGCAGGUGGACGCGUUCCGCCACAAGCCGGUGCACUACCCGACGCUGACGCGCAUGAUGGGCUCGUUCAGCCUGGUGGGCGAGGCGCUGCGCCACAUCCUGCACACGUUCGGCUGGCGCGUCACCGCGCUGCUCUUCCACAACAACGACGUGUCGUCGCCGCGCGGCAACUCCAUGUGCCACUUCACGCUGAGCGCCGUCUACAGCGCGCUCAACUCGACGCCGCUGGCGCGCUCCUUCAACGAGGACACGGCCACGCCGCAGCAGUACCGCGAGCUGCUGCACCUCGUCUCCAACGGCGCCCGCAUUGUGGUACUAUGCGGCAACCCGAACACCGUGCGGGAGAUCCUGCUGGCUGCGGAUGAGCUGAACAUGGUCGGCAGCGGAGAGUACGUCUUCUUCAACAUCGAGCUGUUCAACAGCAUGGACAGCGGCGACGACCAGGUGCAGCCGUGGUACGUGGAAGGCGACCCCCCGGAGCGCAACGAGCGCGCCCGCCGCGCCUACGAGGCACUGUUGACGGUGACGGCGGCGACGCCCCGCAGCGACUCCUACCGCAGCUUCUCGCAGCAGGUGAAGGACGUGGCGCGCACCGAGCAGAACUACACGUUCGCCGGCAAGACCAUCUCCACGUUCGUCACCGCCUUCUACGAUGCCGUCCUGCUGUACGCCAUCGCGCUCAACGAGACACUCUACCACGGCAGCGACGAGAUGGAUGGCCGUAACAUAACCAGGAGGAUGUGGAACCGCACCUUUACAGGAAUCACCGGAAAUGUGACUAUCGACGAGAACGGUGACCGGAUAGCAGACUACGCUCUGAUGGACAUGAAUCCGAAGACGGGCAGUUUCGAGACGGUGGCCUACUACAUCGGAGCGAACCGGCAGUUGGAGUACGUGCCGGGCAAGUCCAUCCACUGGGCGGGAGGCCGCACCGAGCCGCCGCUCGACGUACCCGUCUGCGGGUUCGACAACUCCCUCUGUCCGGACACGUCGUUCCCGGACUACGCGGUGCUGAGUAUCGUCCUGAGCUCCGUGGUCGUCGUGCUGGCCAUCGCAUCAGUCGUCAUCUACAGGCGAUACAAGCUGGAGGCGGAGAUCGCGUCCAUGACGUGGCGUGUGCAGUGGUCCGACUUGACGGUGAUGCCGCACGGGCGCACGCGCGGCAGCCUCUACAGCCUCGCCAAGCGCGGCAGUCAGCUGACACUCUCCGAAGACAAUAUGAGCAUUGGAGAGACAAAUCGUCAAAUAUUUGUCCAGACUGCGUUUUAUAAGGGCAGCAAAGUGGCGCUGAAGGCUAUCCACAAACGCGUGGACCUCACGAGACCGCUGUUGCUGGAGCUGAAGCGGAUGAAGGACCUGCACCACGACCACCUGGUGCGCUUCCUGGGCGCCUGCGUGGACCCGCCCAACUGCUACCUGCUGACCGAGUACUGCCCCAAGGGCAGCCUGCAGGACAUCCUGGAGAACGAGCAGAUACAGCUCGACUGGAUGUUCCGCUACAGCCUCAUGCACGACAUCGUCAAGGGCAUGAGCUACCUGCACACCAGCGACAUCCGCUCGCACGGCAACCUCAAGUCGUCCAACUGCGUGGUGGACAGCCGCUUCGUGCUCAAGAUCACCGACUUCGGCCUGCACUGCCUGCGCGGAGGCGUCGGCGACGAGUCGGACGACCAGGACUCGUACGCCUACUGGAGGCGUGAGUACAAACACCUGUUUCAGUGGCCCGAGCACGGCGCCCUGUGGGACCUGCCGUACGCGCGCUGGACCACCAAGUACACGCCCUUCCGGGACUGCGACGCCGACGGCGACACGUACGCCUACUGGAGGCGUCAGCUGUGGACGGCGCCGGAGCUGCUGAGGAUGCCGCAGCGGCCGCCGGAGGGAACGCAGAAGGGCGACGUCUACAGCUUCGCCAUCAUCGUGCACGAGAUCGUCACCCGGCAGGGACCCUUCUUCAUCGCCGAUCGACACUUUUCACCUAAAGAGAUCGUGGAGAACGUGAAGAACGGCGGCAAGCCGCUGUUCCGGCCGACCAUCAGCGACAGCUCGUGCGAGGACGAGGUGGUGGGCCAGCUGAUGCGCCGCUGCUGGGCCGACGACCCCGCAGAGAGGCCCACGUUCCAGGAGCUCAAGGCGGCCAUCCGCAGGCUCAACAGGGAGAACGAGAGCGGCAACAUCCUGGACAACCUGCUGUCGCGCAUGGAGCAGUACGCCAACAACCUGGAGGCAUUGGUGGAGGAGCGGACGUCCGACUACUUGGAGGAGAAGCGGAAGUGCGAGGAACUGCUGUACCAGCUGCUGCCCAAGUCUGUGGCAAGCCAGCUGAUAAUGGGCCAGGCGGUGAUAGCGGAGACGUACGACAGCGUCACCAUCUACUUCAGCGACAUCGUCGGCUUCACCGCCCUAUCCGCUGAGAGUACUCCUAUGCAGGUUGUGGACUUACUGAACGACCUCUACAGCUGCUUCGAUUCCAUCGUCGGAAACUUCGAUGUCUACAAAGUUGAGACGAUCGGCGACGCGUACAUGGUGGUGUCGGGGCUGCCGGUGCGAAACGGUACACAGCACGCCCGCGAGGUGGCACGCAUGGCGUUGGCGCUGCUGCAGGCCGUGCGGGGAUUCACCAUCCGCCACCGGCCGCACGACCAGCUCAAGCUGCGCAUCGGCAUCCACACAGGUCCCUGCGUGGCGGGCGUGGUGGGCCACAAGAUGCCCCGCUACUGCCUCUUCGGGGACACCGUCAACACCGCCUCCCGCAUGGAGUCCAACGGCCUGCCUCUAAAGAUACACGUUAGUCCAAAGACUAAGGCAGUACUGGACACGUUCGAGACGUUCGAGUUGGAACUCAGGGGCGAAGUGGAAAUGAAGGGUAAAGGGAAGGUGACGACGUAUUGGCUGCUGGGUGAGAAGAAACCUCAGCAACCAAAUGGCGGAGCCAUGACGCAGUCCAUCAGCAACAACAGCAACGUCUCGCAACAGCCAGCAACCGGCAACAACAUCCUGCCACCGGUGCCAACUCCACAGCAGCAGGCCAACAACAUCAGUGGUCAGCAACAACAGAACCAGAUGUCCAACAACGUGAGCAGUCCACCGCCGAUGUCGCAGCCUAACAAUGUGAGCAGUCCACCCGCCAACAAAGUGAACAACAACAACGUCGCCAGACUGCCACCCAAGGACACCGGCAACCACGUCAUCACCCCUCCGCCCGGAGUUACCACGCCGUUGCUCGCACCAACAGAAAUGGUCUGAGGGGCUUCCACGACGCAACCAUCGCGUUUCGAUGUGCAGUGGCAGAGCAUUUGUUGAUUCUAUGUCUUGCUGUGAUUCUGAACUUGUUCACUAAAACUCCCACUAUCUUAAGAAAGCACGCAGCACUACGCCACUAUUUACUUUCCACCUGCAGAAGAUUGUCGCCACAGGCAGCUGCCAUUUUCGUGGAAACGGGGGAUAAAGACAUUACAGGCUGUGCCGCAUAUUUUGGUUUAUUUCGCCCUUUCUCGUUCAAAAGUGACUUACUGUAUCUUUUGCUCUACUUCUCAGAUAACAGAAUUGAAAAAUACAUUUUCAGAGAUUUGCUAAUAGCACAUACAUCAAAUGCAUGGUAAGCUUGCUUUGUGCAUGCUACAUUAAAUAAUUCGUCUCUGCCAUCCUCUGUACUAAUUUCUAAAGUGUUUCUCUACUGCUGUAUAGGGUAACGUGGUAUAAGGUAAGCUAUUCCGUCGACAGUGCCCAAACAAUCUAUGGUAAUGUACAGAGGCUUUCGUAACACUGUACAAAAUAAUUGGAUUGUCAUUGAGAGAGAAUAAUUUUAUUUAAAAAUUUGUACAAUCCCUUUAACUGUGGCAGUUUUAUGUCCAUUGGCAUCGUUUGUUGUUCUUUAACAUGUCGAGCACUUCUAUAAAACUAUACACACGUUAGUUGUAACUCAUACUAAAGUUAAUUACAAAACUCCUAUUACAUUUCAUACACGAAAAUCAGAAUACUUAGGCUCAGCUGAUGUUUAUCUUCCUAUCUCAGGUCUAACAGUAAGGAAUGACUAUGGAUAUUAGACCAGAGCAAGGAUACGAGAAGCUUCCAAUGGAAACAGCUUCGUGGUAUUGAACCUUUGUCUCCUCUUUGUGUCUCACACUGGACUUGAACUGUUCUGAUUGUAUCGUACAUUUAUGCAUCAACAUGAGACAGACUUUUAACUAUACACUUUCCUGCUGUGUUACUCACAGUCCCACAACUUCCUCCUCUCCUAAUACGGACAAUGAGCUACACUUUUAUGUCGACUAAAACGAAAAAUUGAUGUAAAUUUCUUACUCUUUACUGAAAGUUUUCAAAUUUUAUACUAUCUGUUCCUCUUCUUCCUGGGAAUUGAUAUUGAUGCUGUGGUUUCGAGUAUUGCAGAAAGAGCGCUAGUACAGAUUAUACUUUAUUUCCAGGAAUUUUCUUAAAACUAGUGAUUAUAUUCCCUCAAAAUAUAAAAAAAGUCAUGGGCACUUGUGACUUGAAACAAAUUUUUCUACCUUCUUUACACACUUCAACAAUAAUCAUCAGUUGUUAACCGUUAUUCGUGGGUGCAAACUAAAGACGAUGUAAGAAACAUUGGCUGAAUACUUCCAGGGCACGUGGGAUAUUCUAAAUGAGAAGUGCAGCACAGUUCAAUUCUAUUUAUAAAAUUACUUCGUGGCCAGUAAAUGUGGAUUUGUGUACUAAAUGCAAGACAAAUUAUUCACUGACAAAGACUCCACUGUGUGAUUUAGCGGGAACAAGAAACACAUCGCGCCAUAUUAGUUACCUGUUUUUGGGAAGGGUCCUAAGUGUUAAGAGAUGUUAAUAGAAACCAGUAAAGUUACCAAGGAAGCAGAACUGCACUGCAGUUGCAUGCCUCUAUUUUUAAGAACUGUACCAAACAUCUCAGCCAAAGAUGGAAUAAUAUUUCAUAUAUCAGUGUUUAACAAUGAAGAGAUACCAUUCAUUAAUUAUUUAAGAGAACGUUUAAUCAUAUCAUCUGCCAUAUUUGUUUGUCCAUCGAUUGAUAUAAUAUUU
Messenger RNA from Schistocerca nitens (vagrant locust), 5284 nucleotides. Its product is annotated as atrial natriuretic peptide receptor 1-like. Gene Ontology annotation, cellular component: membrane. Gene Ontology annotation, molecular function: peptide receptor activity; ATP binding; protein kinase activity. Gene Ontology annotation, biological process: protein phosphorylation; receptor guanylyl cyclase signaling pathway; intracellular signal transduction. Lineage: Eukaryota; Metazoa; Arthropoda; Insecta; Orthoptera; Acrididae. The transcript is spliced from 21 exons. The record is from RefSeq and is a predicted model, not a curated record. The coding region runs from base 308 to 3499 and encodes 1063 amino acids.